UCAGGAGGCAGUUGUGCUGAUGAAGUGGAAGAGCUGGUUUUCCUUCUCUUGCACGACAUAUAUGUUUUGCAGGAGAGCGCUCUUGAUUUCCUUGCCUGGGAGUUGUGCAAUCUCUGCGUUCUCGGGAGGGGGGAGAGAAGGAGGUCGCCUUUCCUGGCUAGUGUGCUGCAGUGUGUCUGCCUUCGCAUCAAGAGUCCCCCCCUCCCUCUCGGUGCUCCCCAAGCUGUGAUCUCAAACCUGUGACUCAGAGACUUGCAAUCCUGACUCUGCAACGUGUGGUUGGUGGAGAGAGCGAAGGAACCGGGGCUGUAGAUCCCGAGCCAGGUACACUGCAGGACUUUGGUGCGGAGAAAGGAAGCUGUGAGCAGUGUGGCUGACAACUGCACGGGAUAUUUGCGAUUGCAAGAAAACUUCCUGCUGUCUUUCCGGAUAGCCUGGUGGAGGUCCGUUCAGACUUUCUUGGGUGUGUAUCUUAUUGGGGGAGGGGGAGGAUUCAUUGCAGAGAUCUAAAACAGAGAGGAUCAAUGGGGAUUUCCUUUCAUUCCGUGCGAGAGAACUGGGAGGUGGACCUCAGAAUCCCUUCAAAUUCCACAGGAUAGAGAGGGCUCACUACCAGGUCAAAAUCUGAAUCUGUUACAUCUCAACAUGGAUUUGAUUGGAGAGUGAAGAAAACUCUUUGCUAUCUUUUUCACUCUCCCCAUCUUCUGCUUUAGCAGCAGCAAUGGACUUCUGUUAAUCUGAUUUUCUUCCUGCAAGGACAGCUUGAACCAUGAGUCUACAGGCUCAGUCUAAGUCUUCGACAAAGAGGGCUGGGAAGCGGGUUGCAUUUUUCAGCGAACAGAGUGUCCCAAUGAAAGAGGCGCAACAGUUAAAAGGAGGACAGUAUUAUGGCCUUGGAGGGAGUGUAUCUUCUUCUCAAGCUAUGGAGCUUUCCAAAUCAGGAGUAUUCACUGGAGUCCCCAGCAAUGCUGCUUUUUUGAACUCUAUUUAUGCUCCAGAUAGAGGUGAGUCACGGAUGACUCCCCAGCAGCUGGCUGCUAUCAAGUGGCAGAACUCACUGAUGGGGAACCAGGUAGCUGAGAGGGAUGAUACCAAUUGGCAGCAUCAGCCUGGAGGAUGGAACCAUGGAAUGGUUUAUGGAGGCGGCCAGAAAGAGGGGCAUCCCAAUGCCAGUAUCCCAGGUUUCUACCCCCAUCCAGAUACCCUGAAAAGAAAUCGGGAGAAAGGUGUGGUAGUGUCUCACGUAGACAUGUAUGGAGAUGCUGUCCAGCAGAUGAUGUCUCAAAAAGCCCAGCUGGAUCAGCAAACACUAGCAAGACAGCAGGCCCAGAUGAAUUCUUAUCACCAGCUGCAAAAACAGAAGCAGCACCAGCAGAAUCAGUCCCUGCCUCUGCAGUCCUUCCAGGUAGCCUUCGGCCACCAGGGUCAAAAACAUCCUGAGCUGUUGCAUGUCUUUCAGCAGGCUCCCACUUCUGCCAGUCCAGCUUUCACCGCCCAGCAAAAGCAACAAGCUCUUCCACAGUUGCAGCUGUUUGAGAACUUCUAUCCACAGCAGCAGCAUCACCAACAGGCAGGCAUGCAAGCCUUUGGCAUUCCUCAGGCUGCCUCUUUAGCACAGCCUCAUGUGGUAGCACCGCCCCAUCCCACUCAGCAUCACAUGGUUGCCCAUCAGUUUCACACAGUUCCUGAGAGGAACCAGGAGCUCCUGAAAGCCCUAACAGAACAGAACCCACAGACUGUAUUACCUCAAGCUCAGAUCUCCCUACCAAGGAGAUCACGAAGACUCUCGAAGGAAGGUGUCUUGCCAGCAUCUGCUGCAGAGGAUGAGUUGGCAUCCAGGCCAGCUGAGGAGUAUUGUGGAAAUGCGCUAUCACAUCACUGGCAAUCACAGCAGCAUCCAGAAGUCCAGGGUCAAUGUCACUCUGAAGCACUCAACAGCACCAGAGAGGGUUAUCCACAGCUGAGCAGAGUGGAAAUAGAACAUGGGGAGAUGCCAGCUGGAGGUGAAAUGGAGAAACCAAGAUUGUAUGAAAGUGCCAAAGAGGGAGAAAAGCAGGUGGCCCUAACAGAUGGUGUUAACCAGAGAACUAAUGACUUUGGAGGAGUUAGAGGUGGUGUUAUCCAGAGCACCCGGAGAAGGCGACGUACAUCCCAAGAAGCUAACUUGUUAACUCUGGCUCAGAAGGCGGUGGAACUGGCUUCUCUUCAAAAUGUCAAGGAACCAGAAACUUCAGAAGAAAAGAACAAAAGUGAGGUGGUGGCAGCUGCACCAAGGAGUGUUGUGGAAUAUGCCAGUUCCCCACCAGCCCCAAAGAAAGUCCGGGAGGAUAGCAGCAUUGUACCUCUCAUCAUUCCUGUAUCUGUGCCUGUGAAGAGACUGGACUGUCAAGAUAUUGGCAGGGAGAAAGGUGAAGAAGGGAAGCUCCAGCGGUUCCUGACGAAUGACCGUGGCCUUUCUCAAAGCAAACCUUCUGUAAUAGUCACUAGGAGAAGGUCCUGUCGCAAUUUGAACACAGACAUAUCUGCUCAGAAUGAAGGCUCUGCUCCAAAAGAAGAAAUGGAGGGGUUUGCCCGGAAACCAAAGCAACGGCCCAGGCCAGAGCCUCUCUUCAUACCACCAAAAGCCUUUAUUGCUCCUCCAGUCUAUUCCAGCAUCACACCAUACCAGAGUCAUUUGCGCUCACCUGUCCGCCUGGCAGAUCAGCCUUCUGACAGGAACUUUGAACUACCACCAUAUACUCCCCCACCAAUACUCAGUCCCGUGCGAGAGGGCUCAGGACUUUAUUUCAAUGCUUUUCUUUCUGCAAGUGGUAACUCUGUUCCACCUCCCAUGACUCCUAAAAGUUCACACAGGACUCUGCUUAGAUCCAAUAGUGCAGAAGUCACCCCUCCUGUUCUUUCAGUAAUGGGAGAGGCCACUCCAGUCAGCAUUGAACCACGUAUCAACGUGGGCUCCCGGUUUCAAGCAGAGAUCCCACUUCUUAGAGAUCGGUCCCUGGCAACUUCUGACAAGCCCAAAGCAGAUCUGGUGUGGCAGCCAUGGGAGGAACUUGAAAACAACAUAUCAGUCCAAGAGAACGUGGAAAAUCUUCUGAUCGCUGCUUGCUCAAGUAUAUUUCCUGGAGGUGGUACCAAUCAGGAGCUGGCUUUUCACUGCCUACAUGAAGCAAAAGGAAACGUUCUGGCUGCUCUGACCAGAAUGCUGCUAAAGACAUCUGUGCGAUCUCCAAACCACCCCUUGGCAGACUAUCACUACACAGGAUCAGAUAAGUGGAGUAUACAGGAGAAGAAACUCUUCAAUAAAGGCAUUGCCAUCUACAAGAAAGAUUUCUUCCUGGUCCAGAAACUUAUAAAAACCAAGACUGUAGCCCAGUGUGUGGAGUUCUAUUAUACAUAUAAAAAGCAAGUGAAAAUAGGUCGCAAUGGAACCCUAAUCUUUGGGGACGUUGAUGCUACUACUGAACGAGCUGUUAAAGAUGAAGCUGAAAUCGAUGUCAAGAGUUCCCAUAGGCUUACACGAACUCUUCCUCCCAGAACAUACAAUGAAGAUUAUGAAAACACAGAGGAUGAGGAGGAGGAAGAAGAGAGAGAGGAAGAAUUGACCAUAAAAGAAGAAGUAAUAGAAGAGGCGGAGCUCCAAGACAAGAACAGCAGCACAGCACUUUCCAAGCCCACAGAGGUUCUACACACUGAAGAACAGGCUGGCAGCAACCUUAUAGAAAGGUGCCAGGAACCUGAUGCACCUCGAGGGAAAGAGGCUAGGGAGCCUGGUGCACCUCGAGGGAAAGAGGCUAGAGGAAGAGCUUCAAGGAGGACCAAAGAGACUCCCAUUAAAUAUCGAAGAACUUCUCCACCUGCACAGAAGAGAAAACGAAAGCCAAAGCCUAAACAAGACACCACCAACAAAGCCCAGAACCAAGACGAAGAAUUUCCAUGUAAAAAAUGUGGCAGAAUCUUCUACAAGGUGAAAAGCCGUAGUGCUCACAUGAAGAGCCAUGCUGAGCAGGAGAAAAAGGCAGCUGCUCUGAAGCAGCGAGAGAAGGAAGAAGCUGAGGCGGCGGCAGCAGCGGCAGCGGCAGCAGCAUGUAGCGAGGCCCAACGUGACCAGAGCAGUGACAGUGGCAGUAGCAAUGGCAGCAGCAGCUCCAGCUCUGAUGAGGAUGGAGAGGUUUAGCAGAGGGCCAGAGGAGGCUGACAGCACAGCCAGACUGGAGCCAACUAUUCUUCAUACACUUACAUCUGUACCUUUCUUCAUCUAGGGAGAUUCUGGACUCCUCCUUUCCACUCGCCUCGCUAAAUGCAGCUGGAGUUGAACUGAUGGAUUAAAAGGACAACUUGUAACCUUGAAAUUUUUAUUUUUUACAAAACAGCUAAUAUUUUAUGAAUUGUUUUAUUUAUAAAAUGAACAAAUUGCUAUGGAGUAGGACUCCAUGUUCCUUCCGUACAAUCCAACCUUCCUUGUACUGAUCAGGAAUCAUUGUAGUGAGUCUUAGGCAUGACAUCCACACCUGAGAAGAUAAAUGUAUGGGCUCAGAUGUUGACCUCUCUUUAAAACUUUAAAAGAGCUUUCCCAAAUAAUUCAGGGAAUUCAUAACUUUUCCUACAACUGCUGUGUUUUCCAGUUUCCUAGUUUUCUGCCCAAUUCAACCUUUGCUACAGGUCUCAAACCAUCUAAUUAGGGAUGUAAGCAAUAUACAUUUCCCCUUCUCUUUCAUAUAUUUUGUACAGCAGGUAGGUGCCAAAACAAAGCUUUUAAUGGACAUGGCAACCCCCCCCCCCCAAAAAAAAAAGACUUGAGAAAACAAACAUUUGAAAGACUCAAGAAGCUACAUAACAAGUUAUUUCUCAAAGAAGCUGACCCUUCACUGUUGGGGAAAAAUGCUACAGAAUACUAACUUUAUUUUUUUACCCUUUUUGCUAAUGAAAGCAGACUUCAGCAACUGGGGAGGUCAUAGGUCAAUACUACAGUACAUGCGGUGUUUAUACCUUGGCCCAGGUUCAAUCUGGCAUUUUCAGAUUAGAAAUAUCUCAGGGAGUAAGGCUAGGAUAGGCCUCUGCCUUGAGAUGUUGGAGAACCACAGAAGGCACUUCAGUGAUUGAUAUGCAGCGAAUGCUCAGUAGAUUAUUGAUAAAAUAUGUACAAUUAUGAAAGUGUCAGUGAUAAUGUUUUGCUGUUUAUGAGCGUUUGAAAAUGUCAGGUCAUCAGUGAAGACUCUGCAGCUAAGGGGGCAGCUGUAUGUGAUGUUCAAAAUUAGUCUGUAAACUUACAUCCUGGAAGGAAUGAGGAUACUGCCAUAAGAUAUUGUAGAAAUUCUAAAUAUUCAUUUAGUGGGUUUUAUGCAAAUUUCAGUAACUUCACCUGCAUAUUCCUGUUUCCUCAAUGACUUCACUUGCAUAUUUCUGUUGCCAAAUGGUUCUUUUACUUUCACAAAAGAAUGUUAAUACUUACAAAAAUUAAACAGUGCAUCAGUGGAGAGAAAGAAGGCAUGGAAAGUAGGCAUUCAACCUUUAAUUCUUACUAGCCCUUUGACAGUUCAGUGGUGGCGGAGGGUGGAACUUAUACAAAUUAUAUCUGGAAUGUAUUCAGUACUCCAAGCCAAAUUCAUCUGUAUGUUGGAAUAGUAAAAUGUCUUCUCCCCCUCUAAAAGAAAUGCUCCAGAGGCCCAGAACCUGUUUCAAACACCCAAAGCUUAGAGCCACACUUUCAGAUGAGGUGGAAGGUUUCUACUAAGUAGAUUCCUUCCCACCACACACACUUUGCAUAUUUAAUAACUCACACUAAGUUCUGUAGAAUGUCACCUCAUCAUCUUCCUGUGAAAAGAAGGAAGGGCUAUCAAAAGCACUUUAUGAUAAAACCAAUGGGAGAUAUUUUGCCCAACGCCCUCCCCCUCCCCAAUCCAUCUGAAUUCCAUUGUUUGAAACAAAGAAUUAUCCGGAUCACCAUUUAAGAUGAUGGGAUUAUUUUUUGUUUACAGAAAGAAAACCAUAGGUGGCAAAAAUAUGGUAUCUUAGGCCAGACAUUUUUUAAUUUGAGCUUAAGCAUUUGUAGACUAGAGCCCACUUCCUCAAAUACUUAUCAGGGAAUGCUUUUUGUUAACAAGACCUGCAACUUCACACCCACUAAAGAUUUUAACUGUCUAAGCACUGAAUGAUCUCUGUUAUUCCUGAGUAGAAUUUUACAUAAUGAUAUUUCACCUUGAACUUCCUACAUUUCAUAGUCCCUUGAUCUUCCAGUUUAUCUCUAAGACCUUCUGCAUAAAAUGACUACCCUAUGAGGAUUUAGUCAUUAUUCCCUGAUGACAUCGGCUUUAAUACAAGACAGUUUAUGCUGGAAUGAAAAAUUAUAUUCGUCUUGUAAAAUGUUGCCUGUUUGUUUUUUGCUGCAGCAGACUAAUGUGACUAUUCCUCUGUUAAGUGUAAGUGGGGACAUCAGAAUGGAUCCAGUGCAGCAUUUCUACACAUGCAAGAACUUCUGGCCUCACAACUUCCUUGGUUCCCCUCCAUGGCAUCCCCAAAUGCAGCCUGAAAUGUUGCUCCUGGGGUGGGGAGGGGAUCCCCAGGAGCAGACUGAGGAAGACUUUUCAGGCUGCCAGCACAGGAAGGAGCCCCAGAAGUCCUUACAACAUGGAUAUGCCAUGCUGGAUCCACCUCAUUGUUUACUAAUGUGCAUGUAACAAUGUCCCGAAAGCAGUAGAGCCACUUCUUUAUGUAUUCUGCCAAAAAAAACAAUUGUGAAGGGGGAGGAAUUUAAUCACAGAAGAUUUCUAAAUGGAGGCACAGCAGACAUAUAUUGAGAUUUUUCUUUACAACUGUGAGUGGCAGAGGCUUGUCUCUUGGAACGUGAAAGCUACCAGUUUCGAGAUUUCUGUAGAAUGCAUUACACUUUACAUAAUAUGUUUUAGUGGUCAGUUCACAAUAGGGCCAUGACCCAACUGUCUUUUGGUCCUGAAUGCUCUUAGACUGCAAGAUUCUGGAGAUAUAUAUGUAGGUAGCUGCAAAAAAAAAAAAAGGAGCCAUGUUAGGGUUAACCUUUGGAUUUAAAUCCUUCCUAAAUGAUCAUGUGCUGUGAGGGAGAUCGAUUGUCUUUGUCAACAUGCUAGUUUAUGUGCUAGGGGGAUUUUUAUGUGGCUCAUGGUCAACAGCAGACUGUGUCACUUGACUGACUGCAGCUGUGUUCUGAAAGGCAUGGCCCAGGGCUCAGUUGCCAGAGCACUCACUUUGCAUGGCUGCUGGCCCUGGCAUUUCCAGUUUCAAAAAUCUCAGAUAGUAGAGAAAACUGCUGCUAGUCACAAGACAGAGCUGAGCUAGAUGUACCAACUUGAUGUGAAGCAGAUUCAUUGUUCACUUUAAUUAUAGCGAAGCAUCUUGGAAGCAAUCUUUGAAUUUGUUCAGUGGCCAGUCAAACUCUCCUUUUUUUAUCGGAGUCAUUCAAGAACUUUAUGCUCUUGGAAAAGUGUAGAACUUCGUGCAUUUCAUGCCAUUCAGGAGUUAUUAACUCAGGAGUAGUUUUGAGAAUCUGACAAGAUCAGUUCAGGAGUAGUUUUGAGAAUCUAACAAGAUCCUUCCCCUGCCAUUCAGUUCGAUAGUACUCAGCAGCCUAAGAACCUCUGGUAUAUAAAACAUUUCAUUUUGUAGCAGAUGACUAUGAAGACAUUAAAUUAGAAACUAUAGUUGCAAAUCAGCUGUUAGUUUCCUAAAAAUAGCAACUGAGCUGGAUGUUACCAUUUCACAUUUGGAGUGGCUAUAUUUUAAGGUCUUGCAGGGAGGCUAGUAAGUCUAGCAAAGUAUGUGUUGGAAAUGGCUCCAUCCUUUAACUGGGCACAUAAAUCAGCCAGCAAUUGUGUUCACUGACUGUAUGUACAAGGUUGAAUGCUAUGAGUCUGCCAUGUAAAUAGUGGAAACCUCCUCCAAUGGAAGAAGUGUGUUCUGUUAUAGGCUGUUAGUGAAACUGAUUCAUAGAAGCCCGUCGACUGAACAGAACAGAAUGUUCGGCAACUGUGUACAUGCAAAGUGCUGUUAAGUUGUAGCUGACUGAUGACAACCUCAUAUGGUUUUCAAGGCACGUGAUUAAGUAGGGGAGUUUUGCCACUACCUUCUUCUGCAGUCUUCCUUGGUGGUCUCCCAUCCAAGUACUGACCCUCCUUAGCUUGAGAUGAGUUUGGGUUAUAUUGUACCACAUCCUGUUGGGCAAUUAGCAUCCUAUUUAUCAUACACAAUCCUAUAAAUACAUUGCCAUGAAACUUGCUGAAUGUAUUGGGCUUCGUUUUGAAUACAUGUGCUGAGGAUCAUAUUGUACACCCAGUUAAGCAUAAGGUGGUUGAAAAUUCAAAUGAAUGUUUUCUCAUCUGUUGAAAACACAUACUUCUAGCUGAUCCAGUAAAUCUGCCUGUUGUUUACGUGUCCUUCAGAAUAAUUAUUAAAUUUGUAUGACCAACUGUGUUAAUGUAGGGAGCAUGUGGUUCAAACAUCUCUUGCUUUUAAUGAUAGUGAAGUGGACACUGUUUAGCCACAUGGUCAGCUUCCAUCUGUUUUCAGCUUAUUACCAUAUGUGUAUAAAAAACUAACCUUUGGAGAUUUUUUUUUGCUGCUAUCACAAACAUUUGUAUCCUGAGUCUUUUUUCCCAUUGCAUGCCUUCCCAUUUGUGCAGUUUCACACAAAUGAUCUACUAGUGUGCACUUUAUAGGAUUUACUAAGUGUCCGGGAGGUGGAAAGAGCAUAAACAUUUGUCCCUUUGGCUCCUCUUUUUUUCCCAAGGACCUUCCACUAGGGUUCAGCUGCUGCUUUUAUCCCAUAACAUUUACCACCGUGCAGGCUGAAAUUCUCCAGGCACUAGGUGCAACUGCUGCACAUUUCAGAUGACUGCUUGGGAUUCCUGUGCAAGCUGUGUUGAAAUGAAUGACAAUUUUGUGGCUGGCUAUAGUGCCAGAGAGACUGUGGCCCUAAUCUGCAGCUGCUUACGUUUCCUCUCCUCCCCCCGCCUUCUGAAAAAUGGGAUUUAUAUCAACAGCUGAGCCUAUAAAGAUCCCCAGCUGCUUAACUUUAGGAGGAGACGAAUAUAUAUAUUUUUGUAAAAUGUAUUGGAGUUUGGGCUUUGUUUUUUGUCUUUCUAAAAAAAGGCACCUCUUUACAUCUUCAAGUUUUAUGAUUGCUCUUCUGAAGCACAUAUUUGGUACAAAUUGGCUUUUCUUGGGUGUAUGUUUAAUUUGUAAUGCAGCUUUUCGUGUAUUGUACAGAAACAGUCUCCUUGUAAUUAUUGUAUAAAUGCUUUAUUAAAGAGCUUUUAUUUUAACAAAUGAGCAAGAACUGCCUUUUGCUGCACCUUUCAAAAAGACUGUUACAUAUUAAAAUAUUGUACAUACAAAAAUACUAUAUACCUCUUGUGUACAGAUGUCAUAGACCAGACAAUUUAUUUUUGUGCUUUUUUUUUUUUUACAAAAUAUUAAUACACUAAAAGUCUCGCUGAUGUGAUUAAUGUACUCAUGUAACUUAUUUACUUCUGGAUGUUCCAUUGUAUCUUUUUAAACCUUUUAUUAAAUAAGGUUUAAAAACAUUUUUGUAACAAGUAUUUUUUUAAUUGAACGUUUUAAGAUAAGAGUCUGGAAAAAAAAUCACAUCUAAUAUGGUGCUUUUCGGGACAUAAUUAAAUAUGAUCCAUGUGCUGCAAAA
Messenger RNA from Sphaerodactylus townsendi, 9667 nucleotides. It is a transcript of the gene MIDEAS, whose product is annotated as mitotic deacetylase associated SANT domain protein. Gene Ontology annotation, biological process: negative regulation of DNA-templated transcription; regulation of transcription by RNA polymerase II. Gene Ontology annotation, cellular component: histone deacetylase complex; transcription regulator complex. The transcript has 13 exons. Gene Ontology annotation, molecular function: transcription corepressor activity. Lineage: Eukaryota; Metazoa; Chordata; Lepidosauria; Squamata; Sphaerodactylidae. The coding region runs from base 770 to 4174 and encodes 1134 amino acids. The record is from RefSeq and is a predicted model, not a curated record.